AUGCUCUACUUGACCUCCGAUGCCUUUCCAAUCUUCGUGCCAUUCGGAGUCAUCGGUUUCUACCGCUACCUCUGGUACAUAUUCCGCAUCAUUGCUUCUGUCACCUAUCGCCCUGUCCCUCUCCCCGAAAACCCAACCUACGUAGCCUCUGAAGAUGUCACUAUCAUCGUACCCACCAUCGAUGCUGGUGACGAAUUCAAGGAAGCAGCCCACAGUUGGCUCGCUGGCAAACCCAAGGAAAUCAUCAUCAUCACUGAAGAAAAAAUGCUCAUCCCCCUUCAAGAACUCGCCAACGCCGUUGACCCGGACCGUAUUCGCGUCCUCACCGUUCCUUUCGCGAAUAAGCGAUUGCAGAUGUCACACGGCAUUAAGAAUACUACAACAGACAUUAUUGUCUUUGCAGAUGACGAUGCCAUUUGGCCACCGACGCUUUUGCCAUAUGUGCUAGCGUGCUUUGAGGACCAGAAGGUUGGAGGUGUAGGCACGAGUCAGCGCGUCCAGCCUGUAGGCGAACGCAUGACAGUCUGGGAGGUCCUCGCGGCAUUCCGUCUGACGAUCCGCAACAUCGAAAUUAGCUCUAGCACGCAUAUCGAUGGUGGUCUUCCGUGUCUUUCGGGUCGCACAGCCGCCUACCGAACUGUCAUCCUCAAAGACCCAGAGUUUCUACACGGUUUCACGCACGACUACUGGUUGGGCAAGUACCAGCUCAACUCUGGUGAUGACAAAUUUUUGACGCGGUGGAUGGUGAGCCAUGGGUGGAGUACCUAUGUCCAGUGCUGCAAAGAGGCAGAAUUAUUGAGUACGAUGAAGCCCAACUGGAGAUUCUUGAAACAGGUGUUGCGUUGGACUCGAAAUACCUGGAGAAGUGACCUGCGCUCAUUGUUCAUGGAACGACAUAUUUGGACCACGCAUCCAUACGUCGCUUAUACCAUGGUCGACAAGCUCUUUAACCCCUUCACGCUUCUGGUAGGACCCUGCCUUGUCGGGUACCUUGUCUGGAAAAGUACCAUCGCCGUUGCAGACGGAGGGUACCAUCUGCCUUGGUGGAACAUUAUCCUCUCCUACUUUGUCUGGCUUCUCGCAACCCGUACCGCUAAGCUCCUUCCCCAUCUCUGGCAUUCGCCCAGCCACAUCAUCUAUGUCCCCGCAUUCAUCCUCUUCGGGUACUAUUUCGCGAUCAUGAAGCUGUAUGCCCUUUUCACGCUCCAUGAAACUGGGUGGGGAACUCGUGCAGGCAUUGGCGACCCGACAAAAGCCACAGCUGCCACGGACGCUGGCGGCGUCGGUAUUACCAUAGUACAAGAAAAGGCCUAUUCUGAUGCGCCUAGUUCGAGCUCGAGCCAGCAGUCACCAUACCAUCAACCAGCAGUGGAGAUGCAAACCGGUUAUGCCCCGCAAGGGGUAUACGACGGGCAGACGGUGUAUGGGCGGUAACAGUUAUGAUUG
Molecule: messenger RNA, 1446 nt
Organism: Suillus clintonianus
Lineage: Eukaryota; Fungi; Basidiomycota; Agaricomycetes; Boletales; Suillaceae
Product: glycosyltransferase like family 2-domain-containing protein
Exons: 4
Coding region: 1-1434 (477 amino acids)
Source: RefSeq, a predicted model, not a curated record